This is a messenger RNA of Papilio polytes (common Mormon), 658 nucleotides long. RefSeq lists its product as uncharacterized. Bases 110 to 658 code for a protein of 182 amino acids. NCBI's taxonomy places the organism in Eukaryota, Metazoa, Arthropoda, Insecta, Lepidoptera, Papilionidae. The transcript is spliced from 5 exons. The record is from RefSeq and is a predicted model, not a curated record.
UUGACAAACUGAAAUCAAUGGAUUUGUUCGUGACACAUUUAUAUUAGUAACAUGUUCCUAUAGUUUUUAUAACAUUUUCCUAACAGAACCGAGCCCCAGAAAAUGAAUAAUGCGUAAAGUGUUCAUGCUAAAUGAUUUUAGCGAAAAUGAAGAAUGUCCGAGAUUUUCAGGAGAUAUAAUACAAAAUUUAAGACACGCACUUCUUGCCCCUCCUGAAUAUAAAAUAAACAUAGAACAAGCUUUACAAAACGUUGAUUUUAAAUUUCAUAGAAGAUGCAGCUACGCCAAUCUUAUUAGGGAGUGUAAUGUGGCAGAAGGACAGACCUUGCUGAUUUUCUGGGGCUACGGCACUUCUGACAGCGGAAUUACAAUCAUGUCCGCUUCCAGUAGUACCUCAAUCCUCAUGUCACCGGGAGCGCAGGGUAACCAGCAGCUGCGCUCCACUGGCCAGCAGACCGACAUCAGCUGCGGCUACUCCAGCUUCGCUUCGCCAGGACUAGUGGGCGAGGCGGAGUCGCAGCGCGCGCUGCGCGAGCGGCUGGCGGACUCUGCGCGGCGCGGCGCGGCGCAGCGGGAUACAGCUUGCUUAUGUAGAGAAAUAAGUGAAGGCGAUCCUGCCGAUCCCCGCUCCGCGCGGUGUUCUCGAGGGAAUCGAUAG